AAUCCAGCGACCAAUUACUUUGAAAGAGAUGAAUAACAAUGGCAUCCGUGUUAUUUAAAACCGUCGCCGUUCUUCUUCGUUUUAAUGGAAACUCGCGUGAAGCAAGAGAAUCCGGUAACUACUUCGACUACUCUCUCGACUUGGAAACCCGCCGCUAGAAACAAAACCAUUCCGCCGCGAGAAUCCGUUAUCGAACUUAGUAGUAGCGACGAAGGAUCCGAGUUAGGGGAAAAUCUCGACGGAAUCGCUGAUAUCGAAAGCGUAGACCGAACCGGUGGAGAUGUUUCUGGAACGAAGAGAGCGAGAAGUGAUUCUAUAGCUUCACCGGCGAAGAAAUUAGCGGUUAUGAUUCCGGAGGAUGACGAAGGGUUUUUACAAUCGACUUCGUCUGGACAAGCGAUUUUGGCUCUUCCGGCUACGCCUUGUAACGUUGUGGCGGCGCCUAGUUCGCUUUGGGGAAGUUGUAAGCAAUUUUGGAAAGCUGGUGAUUAUGAAGGAACAUCUGGUGGUGAUUGGGAAGUUUCUGCAGGUGGCUUUGAUCAUGUGAGAGUACAUCCUAAGUUCCUGCAUUCUAAUGCAACUAGUCACAAAUGGUCUCUUGGAGCUUUUGCUGAGCUUUUGGACAAUGCUUUGGAUGAGGUUCAUACUGGAGCUACAUAUGUUAAUGUAGACAUGAUCGAGAACAAGAAAGAUGGAAGCAAGAUGGUUGUAAUCGAGGACGAUGGAGGUGGGAUGAAUCCUGAAAAGAUGCGGCAUUGUAUGUCUCUUGGAUAUUCGGCCAAGAGCAAACUUGCAGAUACCAUUGGACAAUAUGGCAAUGGAUUCAAGACUAGUACAAUGAGACUCGGAGCUGAUGUCAUUGUUUUCUCUCGUUGCCUUGGAAAAGAUGGAAAGAGCUCGACACAGAGCAUUGGGCUUCUAUCAUAUACAUUUCUAAAGAGCACGGGAAAAGAAGACAUAGUUGUACCCAUGCUUGACUAUGAAAGAAGAGAUUCUGAAUGGUGUCCAAUAACGAGGUCAUCAGUUAGUGAUUGGGAGAAAAAUGUGGAAACAGUAGUUCAAUGGUCGCCGUUUCCUACUGAAGAAGAUCUUCUUCGUCAGUUUAAUCUAGUGAAGAAACAUGGGACAAGGAUAAUCAUAUAUAACCUCUGGGAAGAUGACCAAGGAAUGCUAGAACUUGAUUUUGACACUGAUCCACAUGAUAUCCAGCUUCGAGGGGUCAAUCGGGAUGAGAAAAAUAUUGAUAUGGCUUCUCAAUUCCCUAACUCUAGACAUUACCUGACGUACAAGCACUCACUCAGGAGUUAUGCAUCUAUUCUCUACCUAAAGAUUCCACGUGAGUUCCGUAUCAUUCUCCGAGGAAAAGAUGUUGAGCAUCACAACAUAGUAAAUGACAUGAUGCAGACAGAAAAAAUUACUUAUCGGCCAAAAGAAGGGGCUGAUGGAUGCGCUAAGUACUCAAAUCUGUCUGCUGUUGUGACCAUUGGAUUUGUGAAAGAUGCAAAACAUCAUGUGGAUGUUCAAGGCUUCAAUGUUUACCACAAAAAUCGCCUUAUUAAGCCAUUUUGGAGGAUAUGGAAUGCAGCAGGAAGUGAUGGUCGUGGGGUCAUAGGUGUCCUGGAAGCAAAUUUUGUUGAGCCUGCUCAUGAUAAGCAAGGGUUUGAGCGCACAACAGUUUUGUCUAGACUCGAGGCACGGCUACUUCAAAUGCAGAAGAAUUAUUGGAGAUCUAAUUGUCACAAAAUUGGAUAUGCUUCAAGGCAAGGCAGAAAGUCUGUUAAGGAUACUGAAGACAGAGAAUCUUCACCAGAAUAUGAUCCUAAAGGAUCUGACUCAUCCAGGAAAAGGAACGCUGCUUCGAGCUUUAAAACCCCAACUGCUGCUCCGAACUUUAAUACUCCAACCGCAGCUUCAGAAAAAUUCAACACAAGAUCAAAUGUUAUUCGAGGAGGAAAAGGAUCUGUGAAAGAUUCUAAAGACAUUGGGUAUAAAUCAUCAGGGAAAGGUGGUGGUAAACUUGGAAACUCCUUUUCCAAAUCUGACAAACAAGCGAAGCCUCAAUUAGCUCGUGCUGUGGAGGUCACAUAUAGUGAUGAUGAUUAUGAUUCUUCACCAGAAAGAAAUGUCACUGAGCUUCCUGAGAAGAGUUCUGAAUUACCCAAGCCUAAGUCUGGCUCGCGUACCCUCAGUCAAUUGGAACAAGAGAAUAAUGAGUUAAGAGACAGGCUCAAUAAAAAAGAAGAAGUCUUCCUGUUACUGCAAAAGGACCUGCGACGUGAGAAAGAGCUUCGCAAGACACUUGAAGCUGAGGUUCAAACAUUAAAGGUCAAGUUAGAAGAAAUGGAUAAAGAGCAAGCAAGUUUAAUCGAUGUUUUCGCAGAGGAUAGAGACAGACGCGACAAGGAGGAAGAAAAUCUCAGAAUUAAGCUAGAGGAGGCGUUAAACACAAUCCAAAAGUUGUUAGAUGGAAAAGCUCGAGGCAGAUAAGUCGUUCAACGCAGAUGUUAGAGGUGCAUUGAUGAUAGUAUUGAGAGGCAUCUUACAUAAUUGACUGAUUAGGUUGAUUGCUUUAACAUCAACGUUUUGUAGUGGUGUGUGGUCUCGGACCUGACCACAACGGAGUUAGUAGAGAAGUAGGAUAUUGUUGUAAAGUGAGGUUGUUGGUUUAAUGUUUGAAACAUUUGAAUUUGGUUCGGCAUUUCCAACCUCUCCUAAAUCCUCAAAUAUCUGUUUUUGUAGUCAGUAUGAUUAAACUAACCAAAUUAAC
Messenger RNA from Arabidopsis arenosa, 2767 nucleotides. The record is from the annotation of a GenBank genome assembly. NCBI's taxonomy places the organism in Eukaryota, Viridiplantae, Streptophyta, Magnoliopsida, Brassicales, Brassicaceae.